This is a messenger RNA of Trametes versicolor FP-101664 SS1, 1808 nucleotides long. RefSeq lists its product as uncharacterized. Bases 53 to 1615 code for a protein of 520 amino acids. The record is from RefSeq and is a predicted model, not a curated record. NCBI's taxonomy places the organism in Eukaryota, Fungi, Basidiomycota, Agaricomycetes, Polyporales, Polyporaceae. The transcript is spliced from 9 exons.
CGCUCCCACUUUCAGCCCAGAGCCCGCCUUCGCCCUCGCACGUCCAUACACGAUGACCGCACCGCUCAGCCUGCCGCACCGCUCCGCGACGACGGACGGGCUCCCGUCGCCGUACCCGAACCCGUCGCCAACUUCGUCGGACAGUACGCGCCAAGGCUCGUCCUCAGGGGACUACGACAUCGUGCCACCGUACCACCCCGCCCGCACGCUCGUGCUCUGCUUCGAUGGCACUGGAGAUCAGUUCGAUGACGACAACUCGAAUGUCGUGAAGUUCUUCAGCUUGCUGAAGAAGGACGACCGGAACGAGCAGAUGGUCUACUAUCAGACUGGUAUUGGGACAUACUCGUCUCCCUCGGCUUCCGCAUCUCCGCUGCGAUCCAAGUUCGACAAGCUGUUGGACUCCAUGAUCGCGUGGCACUUGGACGCGCACGUCCAGAGUGGCUAUGAAUUCCUGAUGCAAAAUUACCAAGCGGGCGACAAGAUUUGCCUCUUCGGCUUCUCUCGUGGUGCAUACACCGCCCGUGCUCUCGCCGGCAUGGUACACAAGGUCGGACUUCUACCUGCGUGCAACCACGAGCAGGUCCCGUUCGCGUACAAGAUGUUCACGCUCAGCGACGAGAUCGGAUGGAAGCAAUCUACCGUGUUCAAGAAAGCGUUCUGCAUCGACGUCGACAUCGACUUCAUCGGCGUGUGGGAUACCGUCGCCUCGGUUGGUUUCAUCCCGCACACGCUCCCCUUCACCUCCUCGAACCGCUCAAUCCGCGUCUUCCGGCACGCCGUCGCCCUGGACGAGCGCCGCGCGCGCUUCCAGGCGAACCUCUACCGGUACCCGAAGAAGAAGGACCUCGAGCACGGCACGAAGCCGGGGGACAUGCCGAAGUCGGACACGGAGUAUGCGACGCGCGUCGCGGUGCAGGAGCCGGGCAGCGCAGGUGGAAAGCCGAAGUUGAGCAAGAAGCCGAAGAGCGAGUUCAAGCAGCAGCUCAAGUACGAGCGGCUGUUCAAUCAAUCGGACAGCUGCGCGCAUGAGACCGAGACGGACGUGCUUGAGGUGUGGUUUGCGGGGUGCCAUUGCGAUGUCGGUGGAGGCUCCGUCCAGGACAGCGUUGAGCACACGCUCGCGCGUAUCCCGCUCCGCUGGAUGAUCCGCGAGUGCUUCAAGACGAACACCGGUAUACGCUUCCAUGGCGAGCUCCUGAGGCGCAUCGGACUGGACCCCGCCGCGCUCCACCCGCACGUCGCGGACCGACCGUCACCGCUCGUCCCCAGCGCGGAGUUCUUGAAGGGCGUCGCGCCCCCAGUGCCUCUCACGACCGAGGAAGAGCAUGAGGUGCGCGAUGCGUUGUGCCCGGCGUACGACCAGCUCGACGCGGCAUGGUACUGGUGGCUCUUGGAGUGCAUCCCAACCGAGAAGCGCGUGCGGGGGCCUGCCCCAGAGUAUAAGGAGAAGAAGCGGAAGGUGAUGAACAUGGGCACUGGAAGGGUUGUGCCGAAGCGCCACUCGCCGUUCUACGUGCACCGGAGCGUCAAGCUGCGCAUGGAGGCGACGGACCUGCCGGGCGGCCCUUACGUGCCCAAGGCGCAGUUCGUCACCGAGCCUACCUGGGUUGACUAAACGUGGACGUCAUGAUAGGGACUCUGGAAUUAUGCACUUGUACAGUUAAUGGUAUGCUAGGUGCUUCGGUCGUUCUAUGGUGCGUCCACGUCUGGCAUCUCGGGCUGGCGCGUUGCAUACGUUAUUGAUGUAACUAAUUGAUAUGGCGUAGUUUCUGCCUUUACAGUAUAGCGAUAUUCAAUUAGUUCUUGGC